Messenger RNA from Bursaphelenchus xylophilus (pine wood nematode), 3309 nucleotides. The record is from the annotation of a GenBank genome assembly. NCBI's taxonomy places the organism in Eukaryota, Metazoa, Nematoda, Chromadorea, Rhabditida, Aphelenchoididae.
AUGGCCACUACUGACCCUACCACAGCAACUAACCAAGAGCUGGAGCAACUAUGUCGCCUGGAUGAGUGUAAGUUAUUAAUUUGUGACGAGGCCUUCUUUAGGUUGCAUGGCAAACAAUUUGGAAGCCAUUCCCAUUGAGUUUACUCGUUUUGGGAACUUAAAUUAUCAGGGACUUAGUGUCAAAGUAUCGGCGGAAAGUCAAUUUUCUUACGGAACAGCCGGUUUCCGUUACCGCGAUGAUGUUAUGGGUUUUAUUGUUUACCGAGUGGCCUUAUGGACAUGUCUUCGGGUUAGGUAACUGCCGCCUUUUUUGUCCAGAGUGUUAGAUUUUUAGGACUCUUUCUUUCUACAACUUAGGUUUGAUGAUCACAGCCUCCCAUAAUCCGAUUGGAGACAAUGGAGUUAAAAUCGUCGGAGCCAAGGGUGAAAUGCUGACAACAGAGCUUCAGCAAGAAGUACAAGAUCUCAUAAACCUGAAUGACGAAGAUUUUCAUAUCAAAAUUAAAGAAAUGUGGACGCUUGUUGCGAAGAAGGACAUUUACACUGGUCUCCAUAUUGCUUGGGAUACCCGUCCGUCAUCUCCUUGUCUAGCGUUGGCAGCGCUAAGGGCGGCUCAACAGUGUAAUGUAAAGGCAAUCGCCCAUGGUGGGUAUCGUACGUUUGUUUUCAAGUCUUACUUUUAGGCCUUCUGACUACACCACAACUGCAUUAUGUGGUUAUGGCAAGUAAUAUGAGAGAGUAUCCUCUCAGUAGUAUCACUCAGAAGUUUACUAAUGCGGCAAAAAGUUUCCUGCAGGUAUGAAAUCUUCCACUUCCGUUAACCUCUGUUGCAGUUGUGUCCAGAGCCUCCCGUACUGCUUUAUCAGAGAGAUAUGGUCGCUGUGGAUUGCGCAAAUGGAGUUGGGGGAAUAUGGAUUGGUCAUUACUUUAAAGAGCUACCUCAGGGCUUCUUGAAAACCGCCUUUAAUAAUACUGAAUGUUUUUCUAAUGGAUUGAACAAGGACGUAAGUUAUUUCAAAUAGGAUUCUACAAGGUGAUUCAAAAAAAUGGAAACUUUUGAAGUUGGUGUAUCCCACCACGAAUACCGCAGUCGGUGGAAAGAAAAAUAGUUUUACAAUCGUCAACGAUCCUGCUUCAUGACACCUAUUUCAAUUUUUUAAAUAUUUUUGCUGAACGGCUUGUACGAGCCAAAAUGCUAGGUCAGCCCAUAUUCUGACCAAAAUUUCCAAAAAUUUUGUAGGUCCAAAAAUCUUUAACGGCCUGAAUUCUUACACCCAGCUGAAAACUGCGUGAUGACUGUUUAUUAAGAUACUAAGGGGAAUCUAGAGAGGCAAAAACGCUGACACUAUUCUAUUAAUAACGCUCCAGCGGUUCGCAACGCUAUCCACAAGAGACUUAUCCACAUAGUUCUGGAUUUUUGGGAUGAUCGGGUUUCAAAACUUAGCAGGGCGGCCUGGCUUGUGCUAAUAACGGCAAAAAGUGAUUCCUGUAAGACAUUUAACAUUGCUUUACAUGGGUCAGCAGUUGAUUUGAUUGUAGCUAGCAUUAUCCAUGUACUGGGCUUAUAAAAGUUUAGACGGCUAUACCCAGAGACGCCGAUAUUUUUUGACCAGAAAAAUUUUACUUUUUUGUUGGCUUUCUUCAACAAGCCGCACAACUACGACAAGCUGCAUUUAUACGAUAGUGAUAUAAGUCCGUUCUUCAAUUUUAAAUUGGUCUCCGUUUAAUUGAACAAACCUAGCCUUCAGAAUCCAAGCAUCUUUGCGAUGACCCAUCAAAAAGUCAAAAAAGUCGAAAUUUUGCUUGCAGUUUAGCCAACUGAAGGGUACUAUUGUUAAAAAUGCGUUUAAUAUACUCAAAACAGAGCAGUAAACGUGGUAUAAAUGGAAUUGGUUCUAAAACUUAGACCACAUUCGGCAGAUCAUAGUUUUUCAAAGAGCGCCCAUAUGAGGGUUGAUUUUUCCUGGCUGGUUGCCUAACUUUUGGCCCCUGGUUUUUCAUUGUCGGAAAGAACUGGAUUAAAUCCUUAUAAUAUCCUAGAGAAUAGACGUCUGUGUUUCGCUCAGGCCGCUCAGAACGUCUCGGUUACACCCUAAAGACAUUUAGGAACCGAAACUUUCCAAAUUUCGCCGCGGGAAUGGGUGCGCUGACCCGGCAAUUUUUAAGCAACCAUGUGUCGGCAACUUUUGCAGCUAGUGAACUAUUCUUGCAAUGAAUAUGUACACAUAACGUAGUAGUUUCAUGCCAUGUGUACCUUUUUCCGAGAAACAUUCAAAGCCAAGAAAAAUCGAAGAAAGAAAAGUGUCCAUUUUUUUGAAUCACCCUAUAUAAUAUAAUCGUGGUCUGUAAUGUUUACUUCUGAAGUGUGGCGCAGAUUUUGUGAAGAUCAAGAGGUCCCUUCCUACAGGAUUUGAGGGUUCUCCUCCAUAUUGCAGAUGUGCCAGUCUGGAUGGUGAUGCUGACAGAUUGGUCUACUUUUUCCGGGACAACGAUUUUCAACUCACCGUUCUUGAUGGAGAUCACAUCUCGGCUUUGUUUGCCAAGUUCCUGAUAGAUCAUAUUCGAGCCAUCCCUGCGGUCCAAGAAGCCAACUUUAGUGUUGGGGUAGUCCAAACGGCGUACGCCAACGGUUGCAGUACGCGAUAUUUCGGAGAAACAUUGGUGUGUUAACGUCUUAGUGAUUAAACUUAUGUUAUUUUAGCAAAUGGCUGUUGUCCGCGCUAAGACCGGGGUUCAGAAUCUUCAUACCGAGGCAACAAAGUUUGAUGUCGGGAUUUAUUUCGAAGCAAAUGGUCACGGGACGGUUUUCUUUUCCAGCCGUUUCAAGUCAUUCUUGUGUGAACUGAGGGAAGUAGAACCACAAAAUGCAUAUCUGGGACGAUUGUUGGCCUUUACGGAGAUUAUUAACGACGUUGUUGGUGACGGUAUCGCUGACUUGUUAGCAGUUGAAGUUAUUCUGAGACUUUACAACUGGAAUGUUUUGGAGUGGCAAAGUAACACAUACACGAAUGCGCCGAGUGUCCAGUUGAAAGUGUCGGUAUGUUUCCAGCUUAAAUAUUUUUAACUUUACUUUUGUUUUAGGUCGCUGAUCGCUCGCUUUAUCAAUGCAAGGACGAUGAUGAAACUAGUCUGGUGUUGCCUGAAGGCCUGCAAGAGAAGAUUGAUUCUAUAUUGGCGGAGUAUCCCAACUCUCGUGGAUUUAUUCGACCAUCGGGUACUGAAAAUAUUCUACGAGUAUACGCUGAAGCCGAGAGCAGCGCAUUGGCCACUGAAUUGGGUGAACGUCUUGAGGGGAUCGUACGUGUCUAA